Messenger RNA from Branchiostoma floridae (Florida lancelet), 6422 nucleotides. Its product is annotated as GAS2-like protein 2B. The transcript is spliced from 5 exons. Bases 733 to 5094 code for a protein of 1453 amino acids. Gene Ontology annotation, biological process: microtubule bundle formation; regulation of microtubule polymerization or depolymerization; protein localization to microtubule plus-end. Gene Ontology annotation, cellular component: cytoplasm; microtubule plus-end; actin filament. NCBI's taxonomy places the organism in Eukaryota, Metazoa, Chordata, Leptocardii, Amphioxiformes, Branchiostomatidae. Gene Ontology annotation, molecular function: cytoskeletal adaptor activity; actin filament binding; microtubule binding. The record is from RefSeq and is a predicted model, not a curated record.
AGGAAAUGUCAAUAUGUCGUCUGCGCGUACUGCCAACAGUGAGUGUGAAGUGUUCAACUGUCACUCACGACGAAAACAGAUAUUGUUACUUUGAUACAUUUUGACUAUAGGUGAGAAAUACAAACCUCAUUUGGGGGCGUUCCAAACUUAACACACCAGUCGCUGAACAUAAAGCUCUCUGAGUCACAACGCACACGGCUUGAUUACGUUUGUAAUAUUACCCGGGCUCUUUUACAGCGGCGAGUUUUGCCUGGCGACCUUUAGAACCGAGAGAAUUACCCCAGCUCCAUUUGGCGAGGGUUUGCGGAAAGCGCGCUAUGGUGAAUAAUGGACGGGUUUUGGCGACGUAAGCACGCCGUGCUUGGGUGAAAGGUACGGUCGCCAUAGCAACCCGAGUCCUCGAGCCGAGCAGAUCGUUCCAAAUUGACAUGUUUGAAAACGACAAAUGCAGGGGGACUGGCGGUGGGGAUCGAGUAUUUGCCCAUUCUAUUGCCGAAGAAAGGAGUGUGUUUGUUGAUGUGACUCGGGUGAAUAGAAUCUAGCCGCGCGCAUUGUGCGCUACCCGGGGGAAUUUCAGCGCCAGCCAAUCGCGUCGGAGCGCAGGGGUGUGCGGAACCAGUUCAAGUUGCCUGAUCGAAGUGCAGAUCAAACACUGCGUUGCUGUGAGGCGCGUUUAAGGCAUGACGCAGCGGGGGCGAACACUCUAGUAGGUAGUGCUCGUUCGCGGCAGACAUGGCUGACCUGGAGUACCUGACGGAGCGAGUGCGGGCGGCGGCCAGCACCUCCAUCCGCCCGUUCAGCUCCAGCCAGGAGUACCUGUACGCCAUGAAGGAGGAUCUAGCCGACUGGCUCAACACCCUGUUCGAACUGGAGCUCACCGUCGGUAACUUCGUGCCUCGCUUGGAGACGGGAGUGAUCCUGUGUCACCUGGCCAACAUGGUUCGGCACAAGGCGACGGAGUACCUGGAGGACCAUCCAGGUGUUCGGCUCAGCGUGCCGGGGGAUGUGGACAUCUCUCCGUCGGGGAACGCCGAGCCGGGGACGUUCCGUGCACGGGAAAACGUGGCCAUGUUUAUUGACUGGUGCAGGCGACGUCUGGGUGUGUCGGACUCGCUCAUGUUCGAAACGAACGAUCUGAUCGAGGGUAGAAACGAGCGUAGCUUUGUUUUAUGUCUGUUAGAGGUAGCGCGAAGGGGCGCUAAAUUCGGGAUGCUCGCCCCCAUGCUGAUUCAGAUGGAGCAGGAAAUCGAGGAGGAGAUACGAGAGGAGGCCCCUCCCCCACCACAGCGCCGGGUGUGCGACCUGUCAUCGCUAGACGACAUGGUACGUGAGUUGGUGAGCCGCUGCACGUGUCCUGACCAGUUCCCCAUGCUGCGGGUGGACGAGGGGAAAUAUAGAAUAGGAAAUGCCAGCACUCUGGUCUUCGUACGGGUUCUACGAAAUCACGUGAUGAUACGCGUAGGCGGUGGCUGGGACACGCUGGAACAUUACUUGGACAAGCACGACCCCUGUCGGUGCAUGUCUAGAGUUCACAGACAACCUCGCAGUUUUGCCGGAUCUGCCUUCGAGCAGCGCCGCCCGAGUCCCGCCAGUUCUUCCAGCCGGUCCAGCCCCUCCCCGCGAGCUUCCAUCGACAGCGGCCGCCCUACCCGCAGCUCCUUAGACACGGGACGGACCUCCAGAGGAUCGCUGGACAGCGGCACUCCGGCCAGAACCCCGCGGUCAUCCGUUGAAGAGCGGCGGCCCAGCUCUGGGUCCGGUCGCUACGGUGGGCCGCCCUCCCGCCUGGCGGUGGACCCCGGGCCGUACCGGGCCAUGAACGGGCCGCUGUCACCGAGCAGUUCUGUCUCUUCGGACGCUAGUGACAUUGGAGUCCAAAUCACACCAGGACGGCAGAAGAAUCUGGCAUCCUCUCCGAAACGAGCGCUAAGUGUAGGGAACCUGCUCGAGGAAGAAGACGUGAAGGAAAAUGUUUCACAGCGUCCUCGGCGGAGCGGCAUUCCGAGACCGCUUCGGAAGAGCAGCGACAACCUGCUGGCGAAGAGUACAGGAAACCUGGCGAAGAGUACCAGCAACCUGGCGAAGAGUACCGAAAAUCUCAACCGAUCGCUGCCAGCUCCGCGGGCCGUCUCUAGUCGUUUGUUACAACAACAACGGUCAAAGAGCAUGGCCAACUUAACAAAUAGGGAGGCGUACAACGAAAGCGGCAGGCGAGGCUCUGCUGGUAUUUCCCCUCGUUAUCGUCAAACUGCUGCAGUUGACAGAAAUGCUGCUAGAAGUCGCUCGGACAUGACAAGUAGGGACACCAGAAAUAAAUCAUUCGACACUGGUAGUGCUGCUAGGAGUCGAUCAGAUAUGACAGACAGACAGACGAGAAGUAAGAGUCAGUCUCGGGAACAACAAAGGAGAAUUUCAACGGAGAAAAGUCCAAGAGCUUCGUCGGCUGUUUCCAGAAUCUCCGAACCUAAACGGCCUAAGAAGGAGGAAACUGUCUUGGUCAUCUCGCGAAAUAAGGAAGGAAGUCAUCGACUUGAGCGGGAACCAUCGGACGAGAAGAUCAGUUACCGAAACUGCUCUCAUCCGGUGGGGUACGGGUACGCAGCAGAAGGGUCUAAACGCGACGAAGGACCGAGUAGCUCUAAACCCUCCCUCAUACCGACAUCUUCGCCUAGGUCACGUGUGCCGGCACCGACGAGAUCUCGUUCACCAGAUCGCGCGAGAUCCGUCGGGCGUGUGCGAGAAGACCGAUCUCAGUCCAGAGAGAGAAGAUUAGCUGAUCCUGCAGAAUUUAGAUCAAAGUCACCUGAUCGACGAUCACGAGAGCAACCAACCGUGUGGAGACGAGACGGAAGGAUGCCGUCACCAGACCGCCGCCAAACGCACCAGACAUCGCCCCGCCAGUCUCCAACUCACAAACGAUCCACCGACAGGACCCCACAGCUCGGACAGAGAUCACAGUCCUUUGAUCUAUUUCUAGAAGAAGCUGAUGAAGGAUCACGAGAAAAGACGUUUAGUGACGUCAGAAAAUCUCGUGAAAGGGAAAUGACGUCACCUCGUAGGGGGUCUGAACCAAUCAAAUCUUCGUAUGGUAGACUAGCUUCUCCUGAGCGAAAACGGCUACAAGAAGCCGGUAGAUCUCCGUCCCCAGACCGUAAAAUACUUGCCGAAGUGAGGCAAACGGAACCAAAAUACUUGCCAGAGUACGUUAAAAAAGUGGUUCCCGAACAACAAACUCCUCCACGGGCCCCACCGGACUCCUCUUUUCCAAAGUCACGUCAUACUUUCGAAGAGACGAUGGAGGAGGAGGAGGAAGUGACCUCACCACGACGAGAGCGUUCCCCGUCCGAGGAACGUUACAUGCGUCACACCCGAAGUGUAGACAGACCACCGGUUAACCCUGACGUGCCCUUUUUCUACGAAAAGAACGACAAGCUGACACUCAAGACGGAAAAGGUGACCCCAAGCAGCGUGCAACUGAUCAAAGAACUGAUGGAGAAGCGAGAAGAAGAGGCCCGGCUAACAUCACCCACCAGAAAAGAUGUCAAAGACGUAGAAAAGACCAAGAGUCCAUCGUUGUCUCCGACAAGGAAGACGAGUCCACCCCAAGACUUGCUCGAUCUACAAACUCGACUCUCUCCCAGAGCUUUAACAACUAAAGGCAAGACAGAAAUAAAAUCCCCAGUUCUUGAAGAAAGAAGUGACUCAGAAAGUAGCUGCUCUGUCUCCUCUCCGUCCACAGAUAGAAGUCCAAAUGAUAACACCGGAACGUUUGUUGUAGAAAGCGCACACAGCCCGACCCACAGCCCAAAGGCGAAAACCUCUACAAAACCAGAAGUAUCGGAACAAGCAGACAUCCGUCGAUCGAACGAGGGAAAAGAACGUGCCUCUGUUCAAGUCUUUAAACACAUACAUUCGGAUGACGAGCAACAGACGAGUGACGACGAACUUCCGACUUUAACCGAACCUGGUCCGAUGGUUGAGCGAAGUUCGUCUUUUCCCUACGACGAUGUCCGAACAAGUAGCGAAGACUGGGAAGACUUGGACGAUUCUGGUUAUCACGGGAGCGUCGAAGUAACGGAUAGAACAAAACUUUCAAAUGGGCUAUUCCAACACGCACGAGACAAAAAGCUUUCACAUCAUAAGCAGAUCAAAGAGCAUCAAAAGGACAUACACAAGCGCGAGCUUAGAACAGACGAAAUUGAGCGCCUAGAAAGAGGUUACGGACAUGAGGAACAACAAAAAGACAUGGUAAAGACCCCUACUUCUCCCGAAAGACCUCGACCCGUGCCUGCACCCCGAAAGAACGUAAAGAACUCCCUUAAGGUAGAAUCUCCACCCGCCAGUCGGGAAAGCCCUGAGACCAGCCCUACCCACAGGCAGAAAACGUCCCGACUCAAACCCAAGACUCGUGUCCCUUCCUUCCACAAGCUCCGCCCCCUCAUCAGAGUUAAUUCACGUAAAGACGCCAAGAAGGAGAUUGGGCUCAGCAGCAGGAUCCCCAAGCCGGUGUACAGAAAGUCUCAGAGCCCUAAGGACGGUACCACGACGUCGCCUGGACCCACGUCACCCGUCCGCAGGGCAAAGAGACACGAUACGGACGACUCUGGGAUAGAUCUAUCGACGUCGGGCAGUCGGACCUAUCUAGUAAAGACGAAGAGUCCGGUUGAAGAAUAUUCUCUCGGUAGCCCUACAAGAGGGUAUGAAGUGUUCUCGGACAGUGGUAGUCCAAGACAGCCUGAAGAUGAGAAGGUUGUGACGCCAAGAGAUUCAGGAAUAGAUCUGUGGAACGGCAGGGGAAAGGGCACCCCUGAAAGUAGUCCCGUAAGAAGCAAGCGAGAAAACUUCAAGAAAAACGAGCCCGUCUUGAGUAGAAGCGGGCCGCUCAAAGCCACACAAGACUUCGGUAAGACGUUUUCACUGAGAGACAUGAACAGAAACGCCAAGAAGUAUCAGUCAGCAGGCGCCAGAACGAUAUCCGUUAGUAAGUUCCGCUACGACAGUGAGAUGAACAGUGAGUUCGAUGACCAGGCGUCCUGGCCGAGGUCAGAGUCACCUGAAGGAGAGGUCAUAGAGGAAGAAGUAGCGUAUUUCUGAUUGGUUAGAGGAAGAAGUAUCUGACUUCUGAUUGGUUAAUAGCGUAUUUAUGAUUGGUCAGAGGUAGGCGUAGCUUAUUCAAUUCUGAUUGCUAAGGGGAAGAAGUAGCAUUUGCUGGUUGGACGGAUAAAGAAAUAGCAUUUUUCUGGUUGGAUAGAGGAAGACGUAGCGUAAUUCUGGUUGGUCAGAGAGAGAAGUACCGUGUACUUAUUUCUAAUUGGUUAAGGAAGACUGGCUCUCUACACCUAAGUUAUUACACGAAUGAGGCCUGAAACAAGAUGCAGACGACAUUGUGUUCCCUCUACAGGUUAGAGGGGUGUGUUAACGGAUAGAUACAUACGUAUACUCAGAGCUUUUUAUUGCUUAUGUCAUGACACUUAGUACAUGGCGAGUGUGAUCUUUGUAUUGGAACCCUGCUUUGGGCUCCCUCGAUGUAUGACAAAUAUAGACCUUUAGAAACGUAACCUAAAGUUUGGUGCCAAAUGUGGCUGGACUAAAGUUCUCUCAUGUCCAUCAACGCUCAAGUAAAGCAGAAAGAAUCUUGAAAGGAGUUUGUUGGAAUGCUGCCGUAACUUCAAGAUGAAUUCUAAUAUGUUGUCAGGUGUAAGAUAAUUGUGGGAUAUAGAACGUAAAAAAAGGUUCCAUCGUGGCAAAGUUUCACACAUCUAAAGGCCGACUGUUUAACAUAACAUCCAAGCGUAAAGGUAGUCCAAAGUGCAUACCUGUAUACGUUAACAGGAACUGCAUUUCUCCAUACUUGCUGCUUUUAAAGAGGAAUAAUUUUAGUACGCUCUACGCGUGCGUUAGAUUACUAUUAUUAUUUAGAAGGAAUCAUCGUAACUUUUGUGUUGUUGCCUGCAACGCUUAACAAGACUACCUCCAUGCUAUGACGUAAAUGUUUUAUCGCAGCCAUUUAUUGUGAGCUAAUUAAAUGAAAACGAAUCAAUAUAUCUACCAUGGAUAUCAACCAGAUCAGUGAUUGCAACGGUUUGCAACGAGUGCAGCUUUAAACCAUGGCGCUUGAUUAUAGAAGCUUAACAAAUGGUAAUUGCAGAGACUAUUCGUUUUGUAUGAUUCGUUAUACUUGAUUUAAAUGACUUGUUAAGAUAAAUGAAUAUCUGUUUGUUAUAUGCAUAUAUGCCAUAACAUAUUUUUGUACAUUUUGUCAUGUAUAUAAUUAUGAUUUGAUUAUGUUUAGAAGACUUGUCAUUACGGGUGACGUAACGUUUGUAUAAGUAGAGCUUUCAUUGAUUGUUGAGAUAAUAAGACGCGCACAUUUUGUGUACACGGACAUUGGGUGACAAUAAACAGCGUGGAAUGAAAGCUAA